This is a messenger RNA of Syngnathoides biaculeatus (alligator pipefish), 2807 nucleotides long. RefSeq names its product solute carrier family 25 member 53-like. The coding region runs from base 87 to 971 and encodes 294 amino acids. The transcript is spliced from 3 exons. NCBI's taxonomy places the organism in Eukaryota, Metazoa, Chordata, Actinopteri, Syngnathiformes, Syngnathidae. The record is from RefSeq and is a predicted model, not a curated record.
GCCACAACUGAUUUGAAAUCGAGAAGUCAAUGGUGCUGUUGUGGCUUCCGUGCUCUGCUUUUGUUGUAUCGUGACAUUCGAAAGAGAUGGCAGGAAGUCCCAAGCGUACACAAAAUGAAGAGGUCCUGAGUGACUCAAUGAGACGUUUCCAUAGCUACCUCCAUGGUGGGACUUCAAGCUUGUUCUCCACACUUAUUGUAUUCCCAGUCUACAAAACUGUUUUCCGCCAACAAAUCCACAAUAUUCAGGUUCACCGGGCGGUAGCGCAGCUCCACAAAGAAGGUCUUGUCAGGCUCUACAGGGGUGUGACACCACCGUUACUGAUGAGGACACUCAAUGGUACUCUGCUCUUUGGACUUCAAGAUACCUUCCUCCGCGUGCUCUCCGUGCCCUCCUUCAGUGUCAUCCCGUCCUCUGUGCUUCCUGCUGUAGCGGGGUUGGGUGUAGGAAUGAUGGAAGCGCUGCUCUUUACACCUUUUGAGCGUGUUCAGAACGUGUUGCAGAGUGGACACAAUGACCGCCGCUUACCGACACUGAAGAGUGUUCUCGUUAAACUGAAGGCCCAAGAGGUGGGCUCUGGCUACUACCGUGCCUUCCUGCCCAUUGUGGCACGUAAUGCCUUGGGCAGCUCCCUUUACUUUGGCUUGAAAGGACCCUUGAGUGUUGCUGUAGCCGGGCACGGGCUCUCUCCAUUGGCAUCCUCCUUCGUUUCUGGUACUGUGGUUUCCAUGGCGAUCAGCCUGACCUUGUAUCCGCUGUCUGUGCUGGUGGCCAACAUGCAGGCGGAGGUGCAGACUGAGGUCAGAGGGGUGAUGGCCUGCUGGAGGAUGCUGUGGAACUCCCGUCAGAGGAGCGUCCUUUUACUGUACCGCGGGGGUGCCUUGGUUAUUCUGAGAUCGUGUAUCACCUGGGGAAUCACCACAGCCAUCUAUGACAGGCAGCAAAAAACAGUCAAGCUGAGUGGCUGCUAAUAUUAAUCAAUGAACAACAACAACAAAAAAUAAAUAAUAUCCACUGUAUUUAUUGGAUUUUCUUAAAUUGAAGCAAGCUAAAAUUGAUCAAUAGCUGCUUCAUCAACCCUAGGAGAGAAAAAAUAGUACAGCUGACAAAAUCAAAGAAGACUGUAGCUAAUGUCGACAUUCACCACUCUAUAUCAAUGUCGUAUGAUGCCUUUAGUUCUUAUUUUAUUUCAACUGACACUAUUCACAGUGAGGGAUACUCAACUUUCAGAUUCAGGUUUAGCAUUGACUUACAACAAAUUUACAGAUGAACUUCAUUAGACCGCUAAACCUUUGCUAGCACACGUUCGGCUGUUCAGUAUUUCAAUACUGCUAAUGCACACAACUUGCUAUUCUCAAGAAUGCACGUCUAUACUAUCUAUGUUCUAUCUGUGAUGUGUGACACACUCUGUGAUGGCACUCUGCUGCUCUAACCUUAGUGGCCACAUCCCCUGAAAACAUCCUGUAUGAAACCUUGUAGUAGUAAAGUACUGUUGAUCAAUUGUUGGGUGUCGUCUUGGCCUAUGAUAGCAAAGUGUGAAUAGAAUUUAGAGGACUGUUUCAAUUCCAAUUUUAAUUGAAGCGGGAAAGUUCUCAAACCCUGUGGUUUACCAAUCAGCUUCUUGUUAGAGAACAGCAAGUUGUCCAAAAGAACUGAAAAUGUAACAUUUGAAACUUUCAAAGAAGGUCAAAUUAAAUUAAUCUGUGAUAGUUUUAGUGCAUGUUAGGUUCAUUAUGAAGUUUCACUGAAAAGCUGAGUAGCCCAUCAUUUUUGAGGGUGGUGUGUACUGUACAAUAAUGUAGCCAUAAAUCAGAACUAUGAAAAGAAAGUGUUUCAAAACAAAACAGGAAGCCAUCUUAAUUCCCUGUUUUCGGCCUCCAUGUUGCAGGUUGGACAAGUACUGCAUUAAUCCACUGGAAAAUAAAGGUUCAGGGGAAUUAUGUGUCUUGCAUUUCUACUGCAUCAAAGAAACAGAACGGAAUUAUAUCCUUUUUGUAUUUUGGAGCUAAAUGGAUUCAUUUUCAAUAUACAGUAUAAUGUUGAGGGUGUAGAUGUCUUAUGUCGGUGUUUUAAUGGCUUAAAAUAGUGCUAGGUUCUUCCACCAAACAGUAUUAUUCUAUGAAUAAAGGUGAAAUCACUCAACACAUUCAAAAUGCCAAAUAAAACCUCAAUAUAAAUGUGUACAGGACAUCUUAGUUAAGUAGAAUAUUAAAAAAAAAUUGCUCAGUUCAAAAAGUUGAACUUGUAUAUUGGACAGCUUCAUUAAAUGCACAGAAAAAAAUGUUUAUGCCUAUUUUUAAAAUUGUAUUUUCUUGUGUAGUAUUCUAAUAGGUUGAGAUUGUAAAUUGAGGGUUUUGGUUAGCUGUAAGUCACAAUCAUGACUUUGGUAUUAAAAUAGUGAAAUAUUUUGAUGUAUCGAGGUGCACCUGUACUCUCUCUGUUCACAACAUUAUGUACAGCUUCACAAUUUCUUUCAAUACUAUCAAAUAUAAGACCUGUGUUGGAAAUAUAGUAUGUGUCCUUUACAAAACGAAUAAUGCUCAGUUUUGAUUGAAUUGGUCACAGGUGGUAUAAAGUAAGAAUACAAAAAUGUGUGUUAAUGCGAUCAAUGACCGUUGUGUAGAACAGGAGUGCAUCAUACUGAAAAAUUAAUCUAACAUACUGUAUUGUUUCGGGAAUGUCUUAACAUGUCAAUCAGAACUGUAAUAUACUGUAUGUAUAAAGCCACCAUUUUGAAUGAGUCCUCAUAUUUAUUUGCAUUAGGUUGUACAAUUGUAGCCACCGAAGUGUAAAAUAUAGAUAUUAAA